UAUCAGAAGUAUAACAUUUUCAAUUUAGACAGCUGAAAACUUUUGUCAAAUUACAUAGUCAAAAUAACUGAAAUAUUUUACGAAAAAAUUACUGUGAAAAAGUGUAAAAUGAAAGUUUGUUUGUUCAUUCUUGUGGUAAUCACAAUGGUUGUGGUUGAUUUUGCAACUGCACAACGGGACAAAUAUGCUUAUUGGAAUACAAAUGAAUGUUGUAAUGUUAAAAACAAGAACGUUAUAACCGAUUUCCUUGAAGGUGUUGUGAAAGCAGAAGACGAAUGUUUCAAACGAUUUGAUUCGCAAGAAACAGGAGUGCCAUUCAAAUUCUAUUGCUUUACCGAAUGCAUUGCAAACAGCACAGGAGUUCUCAAUUCCGAAGGAAAUAUAGACGAAGCCAAUUAUAAAGAUUUCAUAGCAAAAUGGGCAGAUCCAUUUGACCAUCAGAAAGCAGUGAUUGACACAACUGCAACUAAAUGUAUGAAACAAGCAUAUAAAUACAUGAAGAUGGCAGAAAAGGACUCAAAAGAAGCGAGUAAAGAUAGUUGUAGCAUUUUGGGAUUGACAGCCAUUGAUUGUGCAUGGGGAGAACUAUUCAAAUCUUGUCCAGCAGAUAUACAAGAAAACAUUACCGUCUGCAAAAAAAUCCGCGAAGAUAUUAAAACCAAGAAGUGGUAAUAGACUUGAUAGAAAUAGACUUUGAUAGAAAUGAUUUGACUUCAAAAAUCGGUGCAAAGUAUUGCCAUUCCAACAAAUUUAAUAAUAAAAUACUUUUAAUUUUUUCUGCUUUUUCCGUUGUUUUGCUCU
Messenger RNA from Contarinia nasturtii (swede midge), 801 nucleotides. RefSeq lists its product as uncharacterized. Lineage: Eukaryota; Metazoa; Arthropoda; Insecta; Diptera; Cecidomyiidae. Gene Ontology annotation, molecular function: odorant binding. The transcript has 3 exons. The record is from RefSeq and is a predicted model, not a curated record. The coding region runs from base 109 to 672 and encodes 187 amino acids.